Molecule: messenger RNA, 285 nt
Organism: Cylicocyclus nassatus
Lineage: Eukaryota; Metazoa; Nematoda; Chromadorea; Rhabditida; Strongylidae
Source: the annotation of a GenBank genome assembly
UUUUCAGACAUACGUCAGUUCGACAAGAAUGAGAAUUUUCAAAUUUACCUUCUUGUUACUUACCAUCUUAAUGAUUCUCUCUGCUGUGGACGUAGCUGAAGGGAAUGUUCUCAAAACAAUUGGAAAAGGGCUAAUAAAAGUUGGAGAAGCAGUUAAAAAUCGUGCGGUAGAACAGGUCAAGAAAAUUCCGAAAGCUAUCAAGCAAGUUCGUCAAGUGUUCGAAAUUACCGGUGCACUAGGACUGCCUUAAGAUGUUUCGUGCUCGAUUGUCGAUAAACCUUGGCA